GCCAGCUUCUGUCUGUUCCCAACGAUUCCCAGUCAAGAUGGCGGCUCGGGGAAGCGCCGUGUGUCGCCUCGGGAGCUUUGCGGUGAAACCGGGAGGCCGGCUCUUCUCUCAAAGCCAGAGCGUUGCCGCUGCUUGCACCGCGGAACAGCUGGCGGAGAAAAUACGUGCGCAGAAGCAACAAAAAACACCGAAGCAGGAAGUUCCAAAAGAUCCAGUGCUGAGGCGUGUACAAGAACUUGUCCAGCUCACCCAACAGCUUCAGCGGGUUCAUCCUAAUGUAUUGGCCAAAGCACUCAAACAGGGAAUCCUGUACCAGAAUAAAGAGAUUGUGGUGAUUAAUAAGCCAUAUGGUCUUCCCGUACAUGGUGGUCCUGGGGUUAAAAUUUGUAUCACAGAUGUGCUGCCAAUCCUGGCAAAGAUGCUGGAUGGCAUGAACGCCAAACCCCUGCACCUUUGUCACCGGCUAGACAAAGAGACCACGGGCGUGAUGGUGCUGGCGCGGGACCAGGACACUGCAGACAGAAUCCACCAUUUCUUCAGAACCCGACAAGUGGAAAAAAAAUACUGGGCCAUCUGCAUUGGAGAACCAGAGUCCCCAGAUGGGCUGGUGAACAUUCCCAUUAUGGAGAAAGAAGUGGAAAGCCACCAGUCGCAUUUCAAAAUGACAGUUGCUCCCAACUAUCGCGUUUCCCAUGAGGAUGGGAAAAUGUUCAAAAUACGGCAGCAUAGAGAUGCCCAGAAGGCUGUGACCCGCUACCGAAUUCUGAGCAGUGCUUCUUCUUGUUCCUUACUUGAACUUCAGCCCGUCACAGGAGUGAAACAUCAGCUCCGAGUCCAUUUGGCCUAUGGCUUGGGCUGUCCAAUCCUUGGGGACCACAAGUACUCACACUGGAGCAAGUUGGCACCACAGGUAAGAGAUACAUGA
This is a messenger RNA of Sphaerodactylus townsendi, 925 nucleotides long. RefSeq names its product RNA pseudouridine synthase D4 (gene RPUSD4). Gene Ontology annotation, biological process: pseudouridine synthesis. The coding region runs from base 38 to 925 and encodes 295 amino acids. The transcript has 6 exons. Lineage: Eukaryota; Metazoa; Chordata; Lepidosauria; Squamata; Sphaerodactylidae. The record is from RefSeq and is a predicted model, not a curated record. Gene Ontology annotation, molecular function: RNA binding; pseudouridine synthase activity.